Physella acuta is the source of this 1441-nucleotide messenger RNA. Its product is annotated as putative protein BRICK1-B. Gene Ontology annotation, molecular function: protein-containing complex binding. Gene Ontology annotation, biological process: actin filament organization; cell motility; regulation of actin polymerization or depolymerization. The record is from RefSeq and is a predicted model, not a curated record. Gene Ontology annotation, cellular component: SCAR complex. NCBI's taxonomy places the organism in Eukaryota, Metazoa, Mollusca, Gastropoda, Physidae.
AUUUCUUGUCAUAAUUUAGAUUGGUUGAUAGAUCUAUCUAUGUUAAAAAAUAAUAAUAAGUUGUUUUAGCCCAAACAAAUUGUAGAUCUAGAAUCUAGAUCUUUAUUGUAGGCCUGUAUGCUAAAAUAGUGGAUUAGUGACAGAGGACCAAGACUAUUUAAUUUAAUAUGUUCUGAGUUUGAUACCAAGAGCUAGACUUUUGUUGUGGAAAGCAAUUGAUAAGGAUUUUAAAAAUUCUUUGCAAAACAAAAUACAAGGAUUUUCAAGUUCACAUUAAUUACAUCUAGUUGGUCAGACUGUAGAAACACCUGAACAUGUCUUCCCAUCAUCCACCUGCACACCAAAGACCACUUCAACAAGACUGGGCUAAUAGAGAGUAUGUGGAAGUCAUAACUGGGAGUAUUAAAAAAAUCACAGAUUUUCUAAACUCAUUUGACACAUCUUGCAGAUCAAGACUUGCGGUUCUUAAUCAAAAGCUUACAGAGUUGGAGAGACGAGUAGAAUAUAUUGAAGCUCGUGUAACUAAAGGAGAGACACUUUCCUAGAACCGGAACAAAACAUGAAACCAUAAAGAGUUUCAGAUGAAGAAUUUGUUGAAAUCUUUUUUAAAUUAUUCAGCAAAAUGUAAUUAAUUUGUUUUGUAAAUAAAUUCACAUGUAGACUAUUGUUUCCUUCUCUGCAACUAAAGUAAUGUUUUUUAGCUUAUUGUUUUUUCUUUCUUUCUACUUAGCUACAUAUUUUUGAUGUUGCAAAGUCAGUAAAAUAAUUAUAGUUCAUAUAAUCUUAAUCUUUUAAAAAGUGUCCUAUCUAUAGUUUGAGUGUUGAACUAAAAUGGUUAAAAUAAUUUAGCCUAAAAGAUAAAAAAUAGUUGCUGCGUAUGAAAACAUUUUUAGCAAAUAUGGACUGGAAAAAAAAGUAAUGUUGGAAUGUUAGUAGUAAGAAGAAAAACAAUCAAUAGAAAUAUUUAUCUUCCUCCUCUAUUUCUGUCUUAUAUGAUUAUUUUGUAUUGGCUGUAGGUACAUUGCAUUGCCGUUACUGUUGAAGUGUUUGCCUGUAAUAUGUUUAGAAUUAUCUUGUCUCAUCCCACUUGACAGUUGUGUAUGAGCCAGUUAUUUUGUUAACUUUAAAACUAGUCAGGUAAACUUUCCACCACAACUUGUGUUGAUCCAGGAACAAUAAAACCUGCAUGUAAUUGAUGUGGUCAUUCAAGUUUUGAUCUGGUGUUUACAGAAUGUCUGAUUUCAAAAUAAAUUAAACAAUAGACUUGCUUUAUAAUGUGUUUUUUUAGUUAACUCCAAAGCUUGAAGAGCUCUUGUUAGCUGAGUGAAGCCACACAAAGUUUUCAAAUUGUUUUUGUGUAAAAAUAGUUAAAAGAGUUAACAGAUGAAUUUUGAAAUUCUAUUUAUUUAUCUUAUAUAAAUAAACAUCAAUUUAAAAGAUG